AUGAGCCUCCUCACCUGCAUAACUGUUAUCACCCCCCUUUACCCGUCUCGUCAUCGCCCCGAGAUUUACAACAAGCUUCAAUCUGAACCCACGGUGCAUCCCUACACCGUCACCACCACCACCGAGCCACCACCACCACCACCACCUCGUCUUCAGGCUAUCAUGACAGUUGCCUCUCUUGUUGCCUUCCAAGAAACGUGCGACCGACUGGCUGCUUCCUUGGAUGCGCACACAGUGGUGUGCGUCGACCUGGCCAAAGUGAUACGUGAACUCUCGAAGAUAGAGAUUCAUGUCAUGCCUGUUCCUCAGGCUGAAGAUGCAUCCAAGGCUGAAGAUUCACCCACGGCUGAGGUCUCUCGGUGCCCAAGCCCCGUUGCGACCUUGGCAGAAACCGAGAUCGAGGAAGUUCAAAUUGCACCCAACGUUCCCCGCUCUCGGGCGGGGAGCGUGGGCGAAAACGUGGCAGAGAGCGUCACCCAAGGCGCCACUAAGACCGCCACCGAGGCCGUCACCGAGGCCAGUCCCAUGAACAAGUUUGGCGACGUGCCUUUCAAACACGGAGGAAAAGGUUUGAAUGGUGACGAGUAUUGCUCACAUGUUCAGCGACCAGGGGAUCUGAAGCAAGCCUUUCAUUACCGAAACACAGACCGUAGUGUGUACUACAUGAACCCAGACGGUUCUACUUACCACUACGCCCCGCGGACAGGAAGAUCACGUUAUCAACCUGCUCCCGGGGACCAGAACGACUCGGAGCUUCGAACCGAGCGCACGGUGGUUCUGGACUGUGAUGCUGGGCAUUUGCAUUUAACCGGUGAGCGUCUUCCUGCCCACAGCAUUCCUGUUCUCAACCACCACCCCCUCCCCCUGGCAUCCCCCAUGAUCAUCAACCUCACCUAUGCCUUCCAACAAACAGCCGACCGGCUGGUCGCCUCUUUGGGGGUGCAUACAACAGCUGUGAGGGCGCAGACGGCAGCAUUGGAGGCGCAGACAGCGGCGUCCGUCGGUAUGACUCAAGCGAUAAAUGAGCUAUCGCAGAGUCUAAGGGAGGUGAAGGUCGACACUGCGUCUAAGCCUGAAGACGUCUGCGAGCCUGAACCAUCUCCAUGCUCCAGCCGCGGCGAAACACUCGCCAAUAUCGAGAUCGCAGAGCUUCGAAGCACGUUUGCGCAGGCCAUGAUUGACGCUCCCCACUCCGUCGAGAGAGUUGCCAAGAAGAGAAUGAGUCCGCGAGAGAAAUUUGGCUUCGUGCCAUUCUCCUCUGGAGGAACAAAUCAAAGAGGAAACAGGUAUUGCGGCCAUAUCAAGCGACCAGGUGACAGGGAGCAGGCGUACCACUAUCUGAGUCCGGACGGGAGCGUAUUUUACAAAAAUCCCGAUGGGUCUACGUACCGUUAUAAAGCACGGGAACGGAGGUCAUAUUAUCGCCCACCUCCCCAAGUUAAUGGGUGCCAAAAGGUGACCCAUGACGCCGAUCCUCAAAAGGCCGCAGCAGCACUGGUAUUUAGUCCCCGACCAUCCGUAGUGGCCGGGAAUCGAACCACAUCGACCACCACCAUCACCAGCAGCAUGAUGCCGCCGCGAUCCGCAGCCCCAAGUCCGACCGCCAGCGCGAGCUGUCCCGCUCCCCGCGUCGCAGUCACAGCCCUAGCCUCAGUGUCAAGUCUGAGCCUUCCGAAGCUGAGAUCCCGCCUGCGAGCCCUAGCCCUAGCCUCAGUCGAAGCCCCAGCCCCGAGGGAUGUAGGCAACCGGGACUCUUCCAAACUCCUUCGAGUGCUUCGGCUUCACGACGACGAUCUGUGGCUUGCGAUCCUCCUCUUCACCCUCCGAGGUAGCGUCUAUAGUCUCCAAGGUUGUCUGUUCGAGCUUCACUUGGACAUCCUCGAUGUUGACUCUGACCCAUGGGCACGAACAUGA
This is a messenger RNA of Cyclocybe aegerita, 1914 nucleotides long. The record is from the annotation of a GenBank genome assembly. Lineage: Eukaryota; Fungi; Basidiomycota; Agaricomycetes; Agaricales; Hemipholiotaceae.